GGCUCUGAUUGGAAUUUGCGCGCUCUUCCGGCCUCGCUAGUGGAGCGCAAAAGUGAGCUUCAACAAUUCUUCUUUCCCUCACCGUUGGCUCUUGCGGAGCAGACAUCUCCGGUCAAAUCCCAACUAUCCCGUCACUAGAUUGAAGAGAAGUCAAGGGAAUUGGAUAAGUGUAUAUCUUUGCUAAACUGGGGAGUGUUGGUGACAUCUUGACUCAUUAAACCGGGAGCACGAAUGCUUUAGCUUAUCCACUAGGCUAUUUUGGUUCCUUUUUUUUUUCCUUGCUGUCUUGCGCCUUACAGAGUGGGAGGCAUCUUCACUUAACUUCCUCACUUUCAUCCUAUUCUAUCUGCACGCUCACUGGACGUGGACCUUUGAGCCUCUGAUCACUGGCCUUGGUUUCCAGAACGGCAGUCAUGGCUCCAUCACCUCACCAACAACACUCGCAGCUCGUCGUCGACCCUGACACUGUUCCGGUUGGGGGAGAAGAGGUCAGGAGCCAGGCAGAGUCCCGAGAAGAUGCAAAGCUAUUGAAAUCGAUGGGCUAUAAGCCAGUCCUUCACAGGACAUACACACUGCUUGAAAACUUCUCCACGACAUUCGCUGCUCUUUACUUCGUUGGAGGUGUGCGCGUCACUUAUAGUACCGGUAUCGCAGCAGGUGGUAAUCUGGCUUACUGGACGAGUUAUCUGGUCACGUUGGUUUUCACAUACAUCACCGCUGCCGUUAUCGCGGAAGUAUGCUCUGCCUCGCCCUCCGCGGGCUCUAUCUACUUGUGGGCCGCGGAGUCUGGAGGCCCUCGCUUUGGAAGGCUACUCGGAUUUGUUGUUGCUUGGUGGAGUACUACUGCCUGGACGACCUUCUGUGCUAGCAACACCCAAUCUGCUGUCAAUUACAUGCUCUCCGAAUUGACGGUCUUCGACGUCGACUUCCCAAAAGACACAUCCAGUGUCAAGUUCCGUGCUGUCCAAUGGAUUUGCACAGAGAUUUUGCUAGCAUUGGCCGCACUCCUCAACUACCUGCCGCCUAGGUUCUUCAGAUGGGUGUUCUACUUCUCGUCCUUCAUCGUCAUGUUGGACUUCUUUCUCAAUGUCAUCUGGCUGCCGAUUGGCGCUGCCAAUACAUGGGGUUUCCGUACGGCUGAGGAGGCUUUCAUGUCCACCUACAACGCCACAGGUGCCCCUGCAGGCUGGAACUGGUGUCUUUCCUACCUCGCCACUGCGGGUAUCCUGAUCGGUUUUGACGCCUCCGGUCAUGUUGCAGAAGAGACCAAGCAUGCUUCGGUGACGGCAGCACGUGGUAUCUUCUGGAGUACCGUCGUCAGUGGCAUUGGUGGACUAGCAACUAUCAUUUUGUUCCUCUUCUGUGCACCCGACAACGACACUCUCAUGUCCUUCGGCUCCCCCCAGCCUUUCGUGCCCCUCUAUGCCGUCGUUCUCGGCAAAGGAGGUCAUGUUUUCAUGAACGUCAUCUGCAUAGUUGCAUUGUGGCUCAACACAGCGAUCGCCAUCGUCGCCGCCUCCCGCCUAGUCUUCGCCGUCGCUCGCGACGGUGUCCUCCCAUUCUCCAGCUGGGUCUCCAAAGUCCACAACGGCCAGCCCCGCAAUGCCGUCAUCGUAGUCUGGGGUGUCUCAGCACUCAUCAGCUGCACGCUCCUACCCUCCGAUGUUGCUUUCACAUCUCUAGUCUCAGCCGCCGGUGUUCCUAGCGCCGCCGCAUACGGUCUCAUCUGUCUAGGCCGACUCCUCUGCACCCCGAAACGCUUCCCAAAGCCAGAGUGGAGUCUAGGACGCCUAAGCAAGCCGUUCCAAUUCAUCGGUGUCUUCUGGAACGGCUGGGUGGUAGCUGUGCUAUUCUCACCUUACGAAUUCCCCGUGACGGGUGCUAAUCUAAACUACGCCCCGAUCAUCAUGGCCGGUGUGACCAUCUUCGCCCUAAUCUCUUACUUCGUCACCCCCGAAAGCGCCUGGUUGCCUAUUGACCGCAUCUCGCAUUUCAUCGACAGUAAGGGUGCUGAUGUGCACGAAUCCGUUGAGGAAGUUGGUAGUGGUGAUAAUCAUCGUCAGCCUGAGGCGACAACGUCUUCCUCAGGGAGGGAGGAGAACUGAGACUAUCAUCACGAGGCGUGCCUCGCAGUAAUUUUUCUGUUGUAUUUUACGGUUGGUGGUUGUCGUUGUGAUGCUGCUUUUGCGGUUUGUUGAUCGGUUGAGAUGGUCGCUGACUGAUGGAUCGAGGGGAGGAAGGCAGGAAAGACUGAACUGCCUGCACCCUCCCUUCCUGAUAUGUAUGGAUGAAAAGUUUGCUUUGUAUGUAGAUAUGAUAGAACCUAGAAGGAUUUGGUGGGGUUUAGGUAUACCCAGAGACUUAAUGUGAUUUGCUUUCAGAUGAA
This is a messenger RNA of Aspergillus welwitschiae, 2386 nucleotides long. Its product is annotated as putative amino acid permease. NCBI's taxonomy places the organism in Eukaryota, Fungi, Ascomycota, Eurotiomycetes, Eurotiales, Aspergillaceae. The transcript has 11 exons. Gene Ontology annotation, molecular function: transmembrane transporter activity. Gene Ontology annotation, biological process: transmembrane transport. Gene Ontology annotation, cellular component: membrane. The record is from RefSeq and is a predicted model, not a curated record. Bases 414 to 2105 code for a protein of 563 amino acids.